Molecule: messenger RNA, 2463 nt
Organism: Bombina bombina (fire-bellied toad)
Lineage: Eukaryota; Metazoa; Chordata; Amphibia; Anura; Bombinatoridae
Product: extracellular calcium-sensing receptor-like
Exons: 6
Coding region: 1-2463 (820 amino acids)
Biological process (GO): G protein-coupled receptor signaling pathway
Cellular component (GO): membrane
Molecular function (GO): G protein-coupled receptor activity
Source: RefSeq, a predicted model, not a curated record
AUGUCAUACAAAGAGAAACCUGGAAAUGUUAUUUGUAAAAUGUUUCCUGUAGAGAAUUACUUACAACUACAUUCCAUGAGGUUUGCCAUAGAGGAGAUUAACAAUAAUCCAGAAUUACUCCCCAAUACAACACUGGGCUUCAAGAUUUAUGAUUCUUGUGCUUUGCUGCAAACAGAGUUGGAGGGAACUCUUUGGAUGGUAACUGGGCAGAAUAAAGCUGUAGCCAAUUUCCAGUGCCAAGAAAAAGAACAAAUGGCUGCCAUUAUUGGACACUCUAUCUCCACUUACUCUAUUCUAAUGGCCCAUAUCCUGGGACUAGCAAGAUACACACAUGUAAGGGAGAUCAAACUAGAAAUCUGGAUCACUAUAAGCCACUUCUCAACCAGUUCUCUGUUAAGUGAUCGGACACAGUUUAAAUCUUUUUUCAGGACUGUUCCCAGUGACAGUUUCCAGUCCCAAGGGCUGGCCCAAUUGGUGCUGCAUUUUGGAUGGACUUGGGUUGGACUUGUUGCUGUUGAUAAUGAUUAUGGUCAACAAGGUAUUCAGGUCAUCAGACGGGAGAUCCAAAAAUCUGGUGCUUGCGUGGCUUUUACAGAGUACAUUCAGAGCAGUCGGCCUGAUUAUAACACCCCAUAUAUUGUUAAUGUUAUUAAAGAAUCAACUGCUAAGGCUGUAGUUGUUUUUUCUACCGACCUUAGCUUGAUGCCCCUUUUUGAUGAGAUUUUGAAACAGAAUGUUACUGGGAGGAUAUGGAUAGCUAGUGAAGCUUGGGCAUCUUCUGCAUAUUUGUAUGCAGAAAAAUACUCUAGAAUCCUUGUAGGAACCAUAGGUUUUGCAUUCCACAGUGAGACAAUGCCAGGUUUCUAUGAAUUUAUUGGGCAAAUUCAGCCAUAUGACUUACCAGGAGAGGCAUGGACAAAAAUGUUCUUAGAAGAAACUGUCGGAUGUGCCCUUUUCAAUUUUAAAAAUUACCCAUUACUUUGGGACAGGCCAAAAAAAAAUUGCACAGAUGUGGCAGUAAACUUUCAGAGUAUAUUGAGAAAUUCACCCAACAUAAGAAUUUCAUAUAACUUAUACAGUGCUGUGUAUGUUAUAGCCAAAGCAUUGCAUGACCUGAGUCUUUGCAAAAUAGGAAAAGGACCAUUUUCUAAUAACAGCUGUUCGAGCCUAUGGGAUUUCAAACCAUGGCAGCUUUUAUACUACAUGCAGAAAGUGAGAGUAAGGCUGAGCAGUGGAAGGCAGAUCUACUUUGACAAAAAUGGAGACCCUCCUGCUGUGUAUGAUAUUGUGCAAUGGAAGCUGGAUCCAGAAGGUAAACUGAAGCUAAUUAAUGUGGGAAGUUAUGACACAUCAGCAACUGAUGGAAAAACAUUGAACAUCAAUAUCAGUGCCAUGUUGUGGAAUACUGGAGACCAAAAGGUCCCUCAUUCUGUAUGCAGUGAGAAAUGUCUGAUGGGUUUUAGGAAGGCAGUUAUAAAAGGAGUGCCUGCCUGCUGCUUUAAUUGUGUCCCAUGUGCCCAAGGAGAAAUUGCCAAUCAAACAGACUCAGGAGAAUGCUACAAGUGUCCAUGGAAUUCCUGGCCUAGCUACCAAAAAGACAAAUGCCUUCCAAAAUCCAUUGAAUUCCUAUCUUAUGAAGAACCAUUGGGGACUGCUCUGGCUGGCAUAAGCGUAACAUCUUCCAUAAUUCCUGUAGCUGUUCUAGCACUACUGAUCCACUACAAGACCACACCUAUUGUUCGUGCAAACAAUUAUAUCCUAAGUUGUCUUCUUCUAGUCUCAUUGACACUUUGCUUCCUGUGCUCAUUGUUUUUCAUUGGCUAUCCCAACCCUGAGAAAUGUCUCCUGCGCCAAAUGGCAUUUGGUGUAGCCUUUGCCUUCUGUGUCUCAUGUAUCUUGGCAAAAACCAUCAUGGUAGUGAUUGCUUUUAAGGCUACUAAACCACACAGUGUCUUGAAGAGGUGGACCAGUCCAAGGUUUUCAUACUCAAUUAUUGGGUUGAGCACUGUGCUACAGUUUGUGAUGUGUAUUAUAUGGCUAGCUCUCUAUCCUCCCUUUCCUUUCUACAAUUCAAAGACUGAAUCUUCAGUUAUUAUACUUGAAUGCAAUGAAGGCUCUUCCAUGGCUUUCUGGUGCAUUUUAGGAUAUUUGAGCUUCCUGGCUACUAUAAGCUUUUUAGUUGCUUUCAUUUCUAGAAAGCUUCCAGGCAGCUUCAAUGAAGCUAAAUUCAUUACAUUCAGCAUGUUGGCCUUCCUCACAGUUUGGGGAUCUUUUAUUCCAGCAUACCUUAGUGCCACUGGAAAAUAUAUGGUUGCCAUGGAGGUCUUUGCUAUUUUGUCCUCUAGCUGGGCCAUGCUUUCUUGUAUGUUUGCUUCUAAGUGUUAUAUUAUUUUAUUCCAACCCAAAAUGAAUUCAAGACAACAUCUUAUGGGGAGGACAAAAGUUCAGACAAUACAAAAAUAA